Molecule: messenger RNA, 5715 nt
Organism: Caenorhabditis sp. 36 PRJEB53466
Lineage: Eukaryota; Metazoa; Nematoda; Chromadorea; Rhabditida; Rhabditidae
Source: the annotation of a GenBank genome assembly
AUGAACGUGAAUUUUCUGGAACCCAUUGAGAUUGUGCUCUCCAAUUUUCAGUUGGCCAAGGUUCUUCGGGAUUACAUUCCACUAGCGGUUAGUUAACCAAUUGGGAAGACGUUUUUGAAAUGUUUAUUUUGAAAUAAAACAUUGAAUUCUUUGAGUUCAUUUCAUUAAUAUGUAUACGUAGAAAAUUCUUUAAUGCUAACGUAAUUUGUUGCGAGAUCUUCAGAAAACUUGUUUAUAUUUCCGAAGAUUCUUCGAAAACUUCUCCGCCCAUAAACGCAUAAAAUUGUUUUGUUUUGCAGUUGCACCAGUACAUUGCCGACGGUCGUUCGUUCGAUGCAAAUAACCCGGAGGCUUUCAUUCAAAAAGUGCUGGAUAACUCAAAGCUUCAAUUGAGUUAGUUAAAAUCGAUAAACUGAAAACUGAGGAUGAACUGUUCAGGAAUGUACGGAAGUGCGGAAGAGUUGGCCGCCGAUCUGACGACCUAUUCAGAAUUCGUUGGGCGCCUGGAGCACUUCGGUUUCGAUGUUUGUCUUCCGGCCGCUGUAAGUUUCGAAAAAAACCGCGAUUUACAUCAAUGUAUAAUUUUUAAGUCAUUAUUGCAACCAUUUCGAAGUCACUCGCUUGACGAAUACUUCAACAGGGCAGGCUUGUCUGAAAUUCUGCAAACCGUGACGCGUCAGCAUUACGAAAAAGAGAUGGUGAUUGAGGAAUGUGUUGAAACUUAUUUAGUUAUUUUUUUUUCAGAGUGUUGAGUUCAUGUCCAUGAUUUUAAGAGCAUAUUGCAAACUCUGGGAGAGACAAUUAAAUUGCGCUCGAGAGUUUCUGCCACUUAACUUCCGUCUUUUGAAAACAAUUAAGAGAAGCUUUCUCGCGAUGAUGCCGAUGAUGAUUGAGGUAAAAUACGGAUGUUAGGAUGUUUUGACAGUGCUCGUUUUCAGAAAGUGAAGGAAAAAACUUCAAAUGUCUGUUUCGAUUGCACUCCCACGCAGAUGUUCCAUAAUUUCAUGAGAAGCAGUUCUAUCUCGUUUUAUGUUCUCGUAGAUUUGGAGACAGCGUACUUAUCGUUUGUGGCACACUUCGCAGCGAAUACGUCGAGCAACAAAGGCGAAGAAUACAGGAAAUUGUUCAAUUUUCUUGAGGCUGUAGUUACCAGCAUUUCUAUCAUUCACCACCCUAACAACCUUCGCAAACAAUUCGACUCUGUGAGAUUUUCACUUUUCCCCACACGAAAAACUCGAAAUGCGUAAUUUUUAGAUAAGAAUGAAGCAGAAAGUGACACUGCGAGUAUUCGAAGACGAAUUCCGAACGUUGGUUAUGUGCGACGAGGUCGAAGACGCUUUGAACGAACUCAACGGAGUUGUGGGCCAGACAAAAAGUUUAGAGGAGAAAAUUCUGAAGGCGAUAGACUUUAACGAUCUGCUCAAAAAAUACGAAGGAGCUCGCAGUAUUGAGGUAAAACGGACCGUCGGCAGUGAACAUCUCCGCUUAUUUCCAGUGCAUCCGAGUUCCGAUGAAGCGCACGAGACAAGCAGUCGCCCCGAUCAAGUCCGUUUACGGAUACUUUUGCAAGCCAUCCGCCGACUUGUUUUUCGAGCUGUUCCGGGACACGUUUUUCGGGUUCAGGCUCUUCCAGAAAGUCGAAAAAACAGACUGGCAUGAAAUUCAAACGUGCUUUGAUGAGCUUGUCAAGAAGUAUUUUAUGCCGAACGAGGUGAGAUUGCCGGUGACUUUUGAGAAGUGUCCUUUCUGGUUUCAGCCGGAAAUCUACUUCUUGCCAACUGAAACGCUGAAGUCUAUCGAAAUCAAUUUAUUUGCUCCAUUAAAAUCAAAGUAUGAGCACAAGCAGGCAAAGUACGUGCGCAAUGCGAAAUUGGAUGGAUUCACUGUCGAGUUUCUGAAAGAAGAGCUCGAACUGCUGAAAUUAACGGAACAUUUCCCGCGAAUUGCCGAUUAUGCGGAUAUGGCGCACGCGGAAGUAAGCAGGGUGAAGAAGAGCACCGUUCUCAGAACUUGCGAUCUGUACGACGCCAUAGAGCACUGCCUGCUUCCUUCUUUUCUCGAAAGAUUCCCAGAGGUACGUAUCCGACCAAUGACAAGUUUGUACUCAACUAUUAUUUCAGCUCGCAAAGUUCCUGCACAUCCAGUUUGCGUGCGAUCGAGUGCUCGGUCUUCGAUGCAUCCAUUGCCUUGCAAUAUCGUCCGAUAGCCAUAAGAACUCAAAAUGGAUUCAUUUUCAGUCGGCGAAGAUGGAAAAAGAUGAGGAGUGCUUGGUAUGUAUCGAGAUGAUCAGCUGUGAAAUGAAGCAAGGCGUAUUGUAGGACGCCGAAUGUCUCAGACUUUCGAACUGCACGAGAAUUUACAAGAACACUUCGGUGCACAAACUGGCGCUGGCAAUGUACUGCAUGGAUGAUCCGAACGACGAAGGACUUUUUACGAAGGGAAGCGAAAGGAAAGUGACGAGAGUGUCAUUCGAUGGUACUUUUCUUCUCAACGAAACGGAAAAACAUUUGGUUGUGCAUUACGUGGAGCAAUGGAUGAUUGACGUGGAUUACUCUGGCAGGUGCAUGAGCGAACCGUUGGACCUCACCUUUCUUGAAAAUCUCACAAACUUUUCGGUAAUUGAUUAAAUGAUUAAGCAACUGACUAACUGAACAACCAAAUUCAGAAUUGGCUCUAUAAAUCACAGUUGUAUCUUCGAACCGUUUUCUUCGAAUCGGAGCCUGAAUGUCUGCGUGUUUUUGCUGAAGAAGCUCUUGAAAUGCUUCCGAUUCUGCUCAAAAGACAACAGAAGUACAUCCGCCGACCUUUGAGUCAGUUCCCUUACAAAUCGAUUAAUCUCACCAAAGUUUAUUGUAGAAAAGAUUGAAGAAUACCGCAGGAAAUGGGCAGCUGAAGCCGGGUACUAUACGAUCAGUUUGGACGAAUUGGAGGAAUGCCUUGAGGCGUUGGACAUUAAUAAAAGAGAAUUGACUGUGAGUUUCGGUCUUUGAAGUGCUCUCAUAACCAGACUCGUUUCAGCUUGUUCCGGAUAUCAAUUGGAUUGCCGUUCAUACUAUCAAAAACAACAAAAUGCCAUUCGUUGUGAGUCCGAAAAUGACAAAAUCGUUGGCAGUGAAUCACUUCAUGUCCGUCUAUUUCAAAUCAUUAAUUCAUUCUGACAACGUCGUGAAACUUUCGGACGACAGCUCAUUCACGAUUCACAAUACGGACGCCGCUUUUACAAUAUUCCAAGCGCUUCGAAAAGUAAGGAGGAAACUUGAGUACGUGAAGAAAGCAAAAAAUUCAGAAUUCGUUCGUGGACAUCGAACAGAUCCGUCUACCAGCCACUACCGAAAUUCCGAUGACAAUGAUCGGAUUACUACACCUGCCGAACAAGAGCUGGAAAAUGGCCGACUUCAUCGAAGAGUUCAGUUGUCUCAAAAUGAUUCGCCUCCGUUUUGCACUCAAUUUGGAAGCCACGGGAUUCCAGAAUGGAACGUAUCCGAACGAAGUGCUCAGAAUCGUUAGUGUGGCGUACUUCCUACUGACUUUCGUCAAAGUUCCGGAGGGAGAAAAGAACUUUGUGCUCGAAGAAUUCUGUCGCGCGAUUCCGGCUGUGAAGCACAAUGGAACCAAAAUAAUUGUGAGUGAUCAGCUCUGAAAAUAGAACGGCUUCAGAGUGCCAAUUCAGGUUUUUUCCAUGAAAUUCACGGCCACUUCAAAAACAACUGGAGUUUACAGCUUGAAAGGCAACAUUCAUUUGGGUAAAAAUCCAAUUGUAAAAGCAUUUGUAUGCACGUAAAUGUUCAGAAAACGAAAACUGUGCCGACUGGCGGGCUGUGAACGAAACGGACAAACAAAGGAUGGUCGGGAUGAUGGACGUGGAUCCGAGUCCGUUUCUGAUGAUGGCUGUCGAUGAUAACGUUCAGAAGAGCACGAUCAAGAUCAUCAUACCAGUUGCGGAAGUGAUGCAGAAUCUUUACGACGAAGUGACGGCUUCGAGAGCAGAGAAUCAGCCGAAGAAGGGGAAAACGUCGGAGAAAGGCCGACGACGGAAGGAGAUGGGCGAUCUUUCGGACGAAGAAGUGCAAGAAAUAGUGGAACGAUGGAAUCAAACGAGUUUGGAGUUUCAUAGAAAAGUUACGGCGGAAAUUACGAGGCAGGAGUGCACCGAGAGGCGGGCUGUCUUCGCGCCGAGCUACGACGACGUCCGCAAGUGUCUCGCCAAGAUUUCCGAGCCCGAGCGAGAGUAUUUGAAGAGCAAGAAUGUGUCCGAUGAGGCGAUCGAUACGUUGGCGAAGGGAAUCUGGAACGGCAUGAACUGUGCACAGCAGGAAUACAUGGUUGUCAAUAUGAAAGAGGAGGAAAACGAGCGGUUGAUUGGAAAAAAAAUCAAAGAGGCGAAGAGCAAAAUUAGCAAAUUGCUCAAUUGCUCAACUCCGGUGAAGGAGGAGUCGAAAGAAGAGCAUGACAAUCAAGUUUCGAGUUCCACGAAUGGUUCUACUAGUUCUUCUCAACUCCAGAGCUCAGAAGGAGAACAGGAUGGAAUAAGAAGCAAUCCGAAUACGCUCAAUAAGAGCAAACAGCAAGCCAAGAAGCCGUCAGUUAGCCAGUCAACGGCGCCACAGCAACCCGAAUCGAAAGUUUGCGAGAAAUGCGUUCGAACCAGCGAUAUAUGCAUGCAAGUGAAACAGAAAUUGAAAAAGUCGACGAAAGAAGUGAAGGAUCUGGAGAAGGAGUUAAAUAACACUCGGAAACAAUUGGAAAAUGCGCAUAAGACACAGAAGGAGCUGGAAAUGAAGGAUAAACGGAUAAGAGAGCUCGAAGAGUGAGCUUCAGGUUAAAGUGCGUUAAUAGAGUGGAAUUUUCAGAAUGCUCGAACAACAGUCUAGAAAAAUGAACGAGAUGAAAAUCAAAAAGAGAAAAGUUGAGACGUGCGUAUAAUAUAAUUGAAAAGUUUCGAACCAACAUGCGUUCUUUCAGGCUCGAGGAGGAAGUCGUGCAAUUCUCGAUAAAAUGUGCGAAAAUGGAGGACACUAUCAGAUCGCUGACAGCCAAUCAACCUUCUUCUGCUCCUUCGACUUCUGCACGUUCGGAACAUUCUUCAGAAAUGAAGAACGUGCUCGCUGGCAUCAAGGAUAACUUGCAUUUUGAGUUGGAGGCGAAUCCCGUCGCAGAAGCCAUAAAAAAAGUGGAAAAGUAAGUAAUUGAAAUAAUGCUUGCAUAACUCCCAGCCCUCUGUUCAGUUUGCGAUCGCUGACAGAAGACGAGACGUCGAGGCGAUUCGCCGGCAACGAAUUGGCCGAGUUUCAGCAAAGUCAUCAGAACUACAUGAAAGUAUUGAUGGAAAAUAUAAAAAAGAUUGAGGUUGGCGACAAACGCAACCAAUAAAAAGCGUGUACACUUUUUUGAAGAGCUCUGUUGAAAUCGCCGAAACGGAUCUGCUCGACCUGCCCGAGUUCCCCACUUUCUCCUCGAGUUUCACAGCUCUCUACGAGAGAGCUUUGCGAGUUGCCAGUUUGGAGGAGUGCCCGAUUUGCUUGUCGAAAAUGGACCCGACGACCACGCAGUUGGUCAAGUGCGGCAACUGCCGUAAUGGAUUCUGCGAAAAAGUGAGAGGAAAGACGUAGAGUUUCAAGCAAUGAAGAGCCUUUUCAGUGCGCGGAAAAUUGGUCUCAGAAUAGUAACAACUGUCCGACCUGUCGUGGACCCAUCACGGAUUUCGUUCUGCAAUAA